CUUGAGUUCCAGUCUUCGACAAGAAAGCCACCUUUCCCUUUCCAUUUCCUUUUGUUGUCUUUGUUUGUUUCACGCUGGCCGGACGUCGGAAGUCGUCGACUGAUCUGCGGACAUCGCUUUCGUCUCGGAAAUCAUGACUACUGUCGCACCGCCGAAUGGUGCAGUGGCCGAGCCACGCAACGAUUUUCUCAUUCAGUCUGAACUUAUCGUCGUUUCUGUCGUGUUUUUGUGUCUUUCAUUUGUGGCUAUCUGCGGGCGGAUAUGGUCUCAAGUCAGGUAUACGCCUAAAUUAAAAGCUGAAGAUUAUUCCCUUGUCAUUUCUUUCGUUAUCUUCGCCGCGUUCAAUGGCGUCCUCUUCGCUGGAUCCAAAGCUGGACUGGGCGAGCACGCAUGGGAUGUUGAAUCGACCGCAAUAGAGCGGGUUCGCCUGCUGUCGAAUGUCCUCGAUAUCAUCUAUUCACUCAUGAUGCUCGCUGCGAAGGGUUCGGUUCUGUUCUGCCUUCUGUCUAUUUUCCUCGCAGCCACUGGGGCUGAAUCUGUCCGCUGGUCAAUUUGGGCACUCCUAGCGUUCAAUGGCCUCAGUUACACUGCCAUCACAUUCGUUCAUAUCGUUGCGUGCAACCCACGAUCUAAGAUAUUUGAUCCUUCCAUCCAAGGAAAUUGUCUAUCCCAUGAUGGGCUAAACACUGCGUUCGCAGCAAUCAAUCUCACGACGAGCGUUGCAAUCUUUGCUCUUGCGAUGGUGUUACUCCGGCAGUUACACUACACAUUGAGCAGGAAAUUAGCAAUCUGUGGUAUCUUCUUCGUCGGUCUUCUAGCAUGUGUGACAGCUGCUGGUAGACUGUUCUCUAUCACAGGAUAUGACUAUAGGCGUGGAGACUUCACCAUGGCAUCCUUCCACGUCUACAUCACUGCCAUCGUCGAAUAUGGCUUCCUCGUUCUAAUUGCCUGUCUUCCCGUGCUCACCCGCCACACCAGCUUGCUCGGCGACAGCCAGCGGCCUCGUGAUUCCUGGCCUCGAGCUACCAACCUCCGCUGGGUCUCGCCAAUCAUCCCCAUCGAAGAGAAAUAUAGAUCCUCGUCCUACACCCAACUCAACCGUCCCAGAACCACAUCGUCAAUUGGCAGCAAAUCCCUCGUUCUCACUCCACUCCAAACAUCAACUCUCCCUCCGCCGCCACCGCCUCCUCCAAAGCCAACGAGAUACACCAAAUCCAAAGCGGCCACAAAACCCCACCCACCCCGUCCUCAACGACCUUCAACACCCCUAUCCUCAUAUCCAGAAACUCAGCCCUCGGGGCCAUUCUCCAACCGCAUCUCCCACCAAUCCUACGACUCCUACAUGACCGCCUCAAUCGCCGGCAUGCUAAAUGGCGAAGCCGCACCUUCUGUCGCCGCUCCCCUAGGUUUGUCUCCCGCGUUCUCCGAGCGAACCGAGUACUUCACCAUGCCUUCUCCUCUCGUCGAAGAGGCGAGACAGCUGACAUUCACGCCUGUCGUUAACAGCGCUGCGCUAGACAAGCAGCAAGGCGAGGCGACAAUGUUUGCGGAGAUUACGAGGACAGCGGAUGGGCCUGCUUCUCGUGAGAGAGUGCGGUCUGAGGGAGAGGAGCAGGGCGUGUGGUUCAAGAAGAUGGAUUGGGUUUGAGAACUUGGACAUCAGCUCUCACCCGCCUUGGCUUUCCUGGGGAUGAAACUGAGCUUUGACGAUUCAACGCCUCGAUAUACACUGCGAUGACGCUACAACAUCCGCUUCCGCAUUUCUUUCAAUGUCGACUCUUCCCUUAAAUUUAUUCGACAUACAUCUACCGCCUCCAAUUCGUUACGUCCACAACAAACAC
This is a messenger RNA of Aaosphaeria arxii CBS 175.79, 1841 nucleotides long. RefSeq lists its product as uncharacterized. The record is from RefSeq and is a predicted model, not a curated record. The coding region runs from base 134 to 1648 and encodes 504 amino acids. Lineage: Eukaryota; Fungi; Ascomycota; Dothideomycetes; Pleosporales. The transcript is spliced from 4 exons.